GAUAUAGCAAGAUAUAGCAAAUUGAUCUCCCCAAAGGACACCGGGCAUAAUGAACAGAGAGAGGCGAAGUUGCUUGAGAGGUGUCCUCCCAGCCAUGAAGGCCCAAUGUUGGUCGACAUGCCCGCCACAAUUCUUGAUUCAUCCGGUGCCAUCAUCACAUGGUACCUCCCAGAUGCCCUGACAGACGACACCCAGGUGUCCACCGAUUUGCUUGCUCCUACCCUCGAAAAAAGUGUAAAGGCCAAUGGCAAUUGGCAGACUAAUCAAGAGCGGUUCAAACAGGGAUCGGAAAAUGUUGGCUCAACUUCCGGAUGCAUAAAUAUAUCUCCGGCAUGGUAUCAACAGGGACACGAGCAUCUGUCCGAUCCGGACGUAUCAGCAUCGUUGAAGGGACCUUCCUCCGAGAAUAUCCUCAAAGCCAUUGCAAGGCCAGCAGCCAUUGCGUCCGCGGCACUCAGGGUGAUGCAUCCUGAGCAGUACUUUGCAGGGUUGCGAACCUUUUCCAACCUCGGAGAAAAGGCUGUCACCAAGGAUCUGCCACAGAUGCCAGAGACCCUGCAGUACUGGGCAUCUGUGUUUAACACCCUCUCC
Molecule: messenger RNA, 591 nt
Organism: Suillus discolor
Lineage: Eukaryota; Fungi; Basidiomycota; Agaricomycetes; Boletales; Suillaceae
Exons: 3
Source: RefSeq, a predicted model, not a curated record